AUGGCCGCAGAAUUGCGUGCAGAGGAAAAUCGGAACGCGGCUAAGCGACAUAUAGCGUGCGUCACAUUGCCGGAUAAGCGGACCGUGACUACAAGCGCGGGCAUAUGCGAGGCCUUUCGGCUUUAUUUUCAGGAUCUUUUCACCAGGGAGCCCGGUCUGAGCUCUGCUCAGUUCGAUGCCUAUUUGGCUGACUUUCCCUGCCUUGAGGCAGCUGAAGCGGCUAGGUGCGAGGGUCCCAUAACAGAGUCGGAAAUCUGGGAUGCGCUGAAGCAGGUUGGCCUGGAUAAGUCUCCGGGACUAGAUGGACUUCCCUACGAAGUGUACUUGAGGCUGUCGCCCGUUUUUGUUCCUUUGCUGCAGCUGAUUUACAACCACUGGAUGAGGCAGGGUCUUUACCUCGACGCUUCACCAGGGCUUGUCCUGUCUCGUCUGAUUGGCCCCGAACAGACUUGUGCUGUGAAGGGCAGGACGAUUCAGGAUAACCUUCAUAUGGUACGCUUGAUCUUAGAACAAGUCGACAGUGAAGCCGCGCUGAUCAAUUUAGAUCAGUCCAAGGCCUUCGAUAGGGUUGACCAUCGGUUUCUGGAGGCUGUCCUGUCGGCGGCCGGUUUCGGAGCCGACUUUCGCUCCUGGAUCCGGCUCUUGUAUGCGACCCCCGGUGCGCUGGUGGAAGUGAAUGGGGUAAGGUCGGAGCCUUUCGUAUUGUCUCGCUCCAUUCGUCAAGGUUGUCCGCUAUCGCCCUUGCUUUACGUUCUUGCGUUGGAACCAUUCCUUCGCAAGUUAAAGGCGAAUCCGGUCCUGCGCGGAAUUACCCUGCCUGGCGCUACCACCUCGGCCAGGUAUUCUGCCUAUGCUGACGACGUUUCGGCUCUUGUGUCGAGCAGAGCCGAGAUUGACGAAGUCAGCAAAGAAAUAAGUGGGUAUGAGAUGGUGACAGGGGCCAGGAUCAACCGUGAUAAGUCUGUGGGCUUGCGGUUGGGUGCGUGGAAGGAGUUUCUCUUCCCGGACCUUUCCUCUGGACGGAUGGGCCGAUCAAGAUACUCGGCGAGACUUUCCCUGAAGGGAAGGGCGGAAGUAUGUGUUUCACACAUCUAUCCGAUCCUCCUCUACCGACUCUCUGUGCUUCCACUCCCGUAUGCUAGACUAAUGCAAUUAGUCAGGACCUUGUUCUCUUUCUUGUGGAGAGGCAAGGCCCCUAUGGUAUCUCGCGAUGUCUGUUGCCUCCAUCCCUCUGAGGGCGGUCUGGGGAUGCCUAGCAUUGAGAUCCGUCAAUAUAUGCUUCGCAUUACCUUUUUAGACCGAAUGUGUCGUGGGUCGAAUGAGGAGGGUGCCUUUUGGAAAGAAGACGUCCAGAAACAUUUUCCAUCCCUGAAAAGUGUGCACUCGUGCGAACAAGAGGCCGGCCGUUUACCACGUGCCGAGUGCUCUUUUUAUCGUGAAUGUCGUCGCGCUCUGAAGCUCCUCUUACGGGUUUCGGAUGGUCUCUCCAACGCCCAGGCGUUGUCUCGCAAGGCAUUAUAUCAAGUUUUAGUUAGGGGUCCGUUCAAGAUGAUCUGA
This is a messenger RNA of Acanthosepion pharaonis, 1557 nucleotides long. The record is from the annotation of a GenBank genome assembly. Lineage: Eukaryota; Metazoa; Mollusca; Cephalopoda; Sepiida; Sepiidae.